Messenger RNA from Engraulis encrasicolus (European anchovy), 4379 nucleotides. RefSeq names its product transforming growth factor, alpha (gene tgfa). The transcript is spliced from 6 exons. Gene Ontology annotation, molecular function: epidermal growth factor receptor binding; growth factor activity. Gene Ontology annotation, biological process: positive regulation of mitotic nuclear division; positive regulation of cell population proliferation; epidermal growth factor receptor signaling pathway. The record is from RefSeq and is a predicted model, not a curated record. The coding region runs from base 421 to 1050 and encodes 209 amino acids. NCBI's taxonomy places the organism in Eukaryota, Metazoa, Chordata, Actinopteri, Clupeiformes, Engraulidae.
CCAGUCAGUCAGCCGUUCUUUCCCAUCCCUCCAACCUCAAUGCGGAGGGUGAGCCAUAUGGUCAUUCCGCCUGCGUAAGACCAAGUCAAAGACGGAAUCUGUGCUGAGAGUCACCAAAAAGUGAAGACCUACAAAUGUUAAGCCUUCAAUACUGUUCUUGUCGUUAGUCAAAUGACAUGAAGUGAGAAGCCUCAAACUUCUAAACUGGCAGCUUUCGAGCAAAGCAGGCUGAUGGCGUUAUCGGGGCGCGAGGAGAUUCUUGUUCUGCUCGUCCCACCUUGUCAACCAGGAGUUGAAGUCUUAAUUGAACGCGGCUCAGCCCAAAAAACAAAGCAGUUUAAAUAUAGUUUUUUCUGCUCUUAAUCCUUCCAAGUGCAACCGCAGGUUUUGGAUCUUAUCCCACCAUCACCACAAGGCCUUAUGAUGAAUCUAGCUUUCUGGGAUACGAUUUUUCUUCUAACAGGAUCAUUUUUCAGCUAUGGACAGUUCCCACAGAAUUCAACCAAUGCCUCAACCCCACAGCCCAUUGCUGCAACCACACCUGCAGCUACGACCACAGCCCCCCUACCCACAAGCACCAUGUCCAGUUCUACCACAGGAUCCACUACCACAACCACCACCACUACUACUACUACCACUACCACCACCACCCAUCACCCAGCAAGAAAGUUUAUAGCGGCGGCAGUGCACUCCCACUUUGAUGACUGUCCCGACUCCCAUAGUCAGUUCUGCUUCCAUGGCACCUGCCGCUUCCUGAUCCUGGAGGAGACUGCAGCCUGCAUAUGCCACCCAGGCUUCGUGGGGAUGCGGUGUGAGCAUGCUGACCUGCUGGCAGUGGUGGCCUCGAACCACAGCCAACACACGGUGGCCACCAUGCUGGUACUCUGCGUGGUGGUCUGUGUCAUGCUCAUGCUACUCUUCACCCUCCUCAACUGCUGGUGGAGGCGUGGGGGUUGUGAUCGAGGCUGCGUGCUGCCGUGCUUCUUGGAGAAACCCAGCAGUGUUCUGAAGACCAGGAGCUCCUGCUGCCACUCUGAGACCAUGGUUUGACAGCUGACCCGGCCGCAUGCCUCUGUCCCGUCGCCCAUCCCUCCACCCCAUGCUUGACCUUCUCUCAGCCUCUCGCCAAUUGCAUGGAAACACUCGGGACUCAACCAUGGGAGAGAGGGCACACCCCUCCCACAUAUGGACUCGGAGAAGGAUGCGGUCAUCUCCCCCGAUGGGGACUUGAUUGGGACACUGAGCUGGUAUGCGGAUGACCUUAAGGACCUUGUGAACUUUCAUCAGGACCACAGACAGUGACGUUGACGAAGGAAUAAGGCUGUGAAACAAAGACUGAAGGAAAGCGUUCAGUUAAGUAUUCGACUGCACGUGGCCUAAUGGCAAAUGACUUGGUCUGCAAUACGAGUAGGUGAUGUUUUGAGGACUUCAGAAUGAGCAGUGUUACUGGUAAUUAGGAAUGUGACUUUUGCACACGUGGUACUUGACCCCAAGGACAUUCAAGACUCUUUGUGUUUGUCCUCCAUUUUUGUCUUUUAAAUAACGGUAAAUCACUUUUAAAAACAAAAACUUAUGCCACAUACAAAAAUGGCAAGCACAAGUUUGUUUUAGCUACAUGGUGUUAGAUAUUAACAGAGGACUAAAACCUCUACGUAAUUAUUGUUCUUCGGAUUUUAACUUUUAAUAGUAAUGGAUUUGCACAUAUUUGCCAAAGGUGGACAAAAAUGGGACAUGAAUUUGUGACUUGUACAACUUGGGUGUUGAUUAUCAUGGGCUAAGCUACGAUGCUUGGUAAAUGACCUUAAAAAAAGAAUGACGAAUGACAUGUUAAGACAAUUUUGUGAACAAACCUACAGCAUGCUGCGCUGAAAAUAUACAUUUGAUAUUCAAUGAUGAGAAUGGACUGUAUCUCCUAAGGGCACACCCUGGUGACCAUGUGUGAAGAGAGACUUGUAUAGCUAAAUAUUUCUUUAUUAUUAUAUUUUUUCAUUAUGAGACUGCCCAAUAAUCUUUGCACAUACAGUGCAUCUGCCUUUACAGCACAUUUUGCAUGGCUCAAAUACGUGAAAAUCAGUUCUGUCAUUUGUUGGAAUUUAGUAAGCAAGACAUGUCUUUGGAAUAGCAUUGAUAAUAUUGGGACAUAUGAUAUUUCUAUGAUGUUUGUGUCCCUCACGUUUGUAUUUGGAGUGUUCACUUAACUUGACCGCACCGCAGCACAUGAAGGAUGCACUGAAAAGGAUAAAAGUGUGUAGGCAAAAAAUCAGCAUAUCCACAUACAGUAUCUCACAUCCCUCACCAAGCAAAUUACAAAUACAUUAUUACAAUCCUGUUCAAUUCAAGUCUUCAAAAUUUGGCAAAAUCUUCAUAAUUUGGCAAUUACUCCACUUAUGAUAUAUCGUCUUACUGUAAACUAAUGGUGUAGUCCAAACUGCAGAGAUAGAAUGCCAAAACUAACUAGUUAUGUUGACCUUGCAUUAAAAUAAUCUGCUUCUCAAAUUCAUAUUCAUAAACCUUCAGUUGAACCAGAACCACAAUUUUCCCCCACGCAAGACCUACUUUUCACUAUUCACUAUUUAAAUCUUUAACUCUUAAUGCACAGUGUAUUGCACCCAAUUCACUAACAUGGGAACCACCCCACACACAUGCACGGGCACUGUAUGGCACAAUGUUUUCUUCAAAGCUGUCGUCUGAACUACUAAUCUCAAUGAAUGUCGAGGGCCCUAUAGAGGUCAUGCAGUGUGCAUCCCCUGUGUUUGCAAAGCGUAUCUGUGUCUCUUCUUGAGCCUGGGGUGCAGGAUGGCUUAUGUGCAAAGUUGUUUUUUUUUGUUCAUUUUCAUUUACCUGACAAUAUGGCGUCGCCGAGUUUCAAGGUGGUGCUUAUUGAAUGGAAAGAAGGAUAAUGUAUUGUGCAUCAAGAUGCUGUGUUCCUACUGUGCACAGUAUAGGAAAAAAUUAGGGCAAGAGGAAAAAAAAAUGUUUUGAGUUUCCUUCUGUUUCUUUUGACUUUUGAAAAUGUGUUUUGAGUGCGCUAGAUGCUCUGUGUGGUUCAUAAGAAUGUACUGAUCUUGUCAACGUCCAUAUGGCUGAACAGGAAAAAAAAAACAUCCAGCGAAAAAGACCUGUGGAAAUACCUCAAAUAUCUUCAAACAAAAUGGCUUAUUGUAUUUAUGACCUUAUUUAUUGGCUUAUUUAUUUAAGUUGUUUGGAUGGACGUUAUGUUGUCUUUGUUGUUUCUGCCCUUAUGUGAAGGAAAGCGCAGAUUGAGUGGUAAAGGUCAAUGACAAUUAGUGGUUAAGGCUUUACACAGCCAGUCUCCAUGUCAGAUGGGAUGGGUAGAUUAGGAACUGUUCUGCUCUCCACCCUGCAGUUUAAACUCCGAGAGAACCAACAUGAUGUAAACAACUGAUUUAUGCUGCAAAGAUGAUGUGAGGAGUAUGCAGAUGUCUAAAUAUGUAAAAAUAGAUGGUGGAUGUCGCCCUGAGGGUGUUGUAUGUAAAUGUAAAAUACUCUUAUGGUGCUUUAUGAAUGAUGAUUGACUGCAUGUACAUGGGUGGUGGUGGUGGUAAUUUUGGCCAGAGGCCCCAUCAGUAUUGUUAAUCACUGCUGAAGCCUCUGGCACAAAGACAAAAAACUCCUGUUUUUUUCCUGUGCUCAAUAUGGAAUAUGUAUCAGUCAGUCCCCAAAACAUAACUGUAUAGCUGUUUUGAGAACUGAAAGAUAACACAUAGCUGUAAAUACAAGUUGCUUAAAUUUUCAUUAAUGUCUGCAAAGACUUAAAGGAGCAGCCUGCCAUUUCUGCAAAUGGGCUGAUUUUACACCUCCUGUUCUUCCAGACAUUCUAUGACUCUGGUGACACAAUCUCCAAGCUAGCGUGCACCAUUGAACUGAAUGGCACCAGCUAACAGCCAAUGGUCCUAUUCAGUUCAGUGAUAACAUGCCAACUUGGAACUAGGAGUAAUAUCACCAGACUCAGAUGGCUGGAAGAACUAAAAAACUCAAGUAUCAAACUCAAGGAGAGGUGGGUAAUGGGCACAUAUCCAGAAAUGCUGGAACUGUUCCUUUAAGCUUAACGGAUGUCAUAGCUUAAGCCUAUCAUAAAAGGUGUAAAUGGGCAUCUAGGGUAAGUGGGUACACAACAGGCAUGCCUUUGUAUGUAUGAUGCUUACAAUAUACAUGUACAUCUCACAUUGUGAAUGGGAACAUCAUUCUGACAAUCACCAUAAAGAAACCAUCUUGUUAAUAUCAUAGUACAAACCUUGCUUAAGAAAUGAUCAUUGUGUAUUGUAAUGUCAACUGCAUUAUUGAUGUGUGACGUAAUUCUGUUUGUAUUCUUUUUUUGUUUGUUGGUUUUUCAAAUAAGACUGAAAGCUCAUAUUUAA